Messenger RNA from Anopheles cruzii, 7774 nucleotides. RefSeq names its product protein LSM14 homolog B (gene tral). The record is from RefSeq and is a predicted model, not a curated record. Gene Ontology annotation, biological process: cytoplasmic stress granule assembly; P-body assembly. The transcript is spliced from 8 exons. Bases 2 to 1708 code for a protein of 568 amino acids. Gene Ontology annotation, cellular component: P-body. Gene Ontology annotation, molecular function: mRNA binding. Lineage: Eukaryota; Metazoa; Arthropoda; Insecta; Diptera; Culicidae.
AAUGAGUUGCCCAAUGCCGGAGAUCGGAUCCUGCAUAUCCCUCAUAUCGAAGGCGGAUAUCCGUUACGAGGGUCUGCUGUUUACCGUCGAUCCGGAGCGCUGUACGAUCGCUCUAGCGCGAGUGAAAUCCUAUGGAACGGAAGAUCGCGAAACGCAGUUCCCGAUCGCGCCGCAAAAUCAAUGCUACGAUUACAUUCUGUUCCGCGGGACGGACAUUAAGGAUAUUCGGGUGAUCAACAACAACCAAGUACCGAAUGAUCCGGCCAUCAUGCAGAUGCAUUUGCCGCCGCAGCAGCAGCCGCCGCCGCAGAUGGCGAUGCAAAACAAGCUCGGCCAGCCCAGCUACCAGUCGCCGCAGGGCUUCAUGAUGCCGCAGAUGGGCGGGCCCCCGGCCGGACCACCCGGUGGGCCGAUGGGUGGAGGACCACCCGGUGGACCGAUGGGCGGUCCGCCUCCGCCAGGCCACCAGCCGCAGAUGGGUGGCGCAGGUGGCCAACCGUACAAUUCCUUCGCGGGAAUGAACAAUCUCGGAGGUAUGCUAACGAACGAUCUGCUGGGCGGUGGUAGCAAGGGUGUUGGUGGUGGUGCCUCUUCUGGCUCGCGUUCGGCAACGCCGAGCAACAGUAUGCUGUCACGCAAAAGCCCUACGGUAGAUAUUGCUGUGCAGACAAACCAACAACAGCAGCAGCAGCAACUCCAACAACACCACCAAGGCCAGCAGCAGCAGCAGCAGUCCCAGCAGCAGAUGAUGCAGCAAAACAAUCGCGAUGCUGGCAACAACCAGCGAAACAAGAACAACCAUCAUCGGGGAAACAACCAGAACAACAAUCAGCGCGAAAGACGUGAUUCAGGCAAGCAGCAACAACAGCAGCAACAAGGUGGUGACAAUCAGCUCAAGGAUAACUUCAGCAACAAGCAACAGCAGGGUGCGGGACAGAACCGUGGCGGAUGGAACAACAACCGUAACCAUCAAAACCAAAACAACGGUGGCGGUGGCAACAAUAUGCGUGGUCGUCCACGUGGUAAUAUCGGACAACCGCAGCAGCAGCAGCGUGCGAAGAACUUGCUGAAGUUCGAAAAUGAUUAUGAUUUCGAGCAAGCCAACAACAAGUUUGAAGAACUGCGCUCGCAACUCUCUAAACUUAAGGUGGGCGAAGAAGUGAAACCGGAGCAGAUCACUAGUGAAACGUUGGAUAAGAAGGAUGAUUCGGGUAAUGAAACCGGUGCCGGGGAGCACGAGCAGGAAGACGAGGAAGUGAUCUGCUACGAUAAGGCCAAAUCGUUCUUCGACACCAUCUCGUGUGAGGCUGUCGAGCGUGCCAAGGGCAAGCAGCAGCGUACCGAUUGGCGCCAGGAGCGUAAGCUGAACACCGAAACAUUUGGCGUCGGCUCAACCCGACGUGGAGGAUAUAAUAGACGGGGUGGUUACUUCAACCGUGGCCCUAAUAACUACCACCGCGGUAGCAACAACUAUCGCGGCGGCAGCAACAACUAUCGGGGCCGCAGUACCAAUCGAAACCACCAGUUGAACGGUGGUGGUAGUAUGUCCCAAAAUCGCACGGGAGUGUCCGGUGGUCAGCAGCAGACCGGCAACCAGAGCGCCAGCGGCAGUACUCAACCGAAUCAGCCAACGUCAGCGGUCCAAACCAGCCAGGAGCAGCAGCAGCAGCAGCAACCGGCCGUCAUAGAGGUGGCUGCAGGCAAAUAAUGCCACGGAAAUCGGAUCAUAACGGAGAAACUCUUACUUUUAGAAAGCUGACUAUGUUCCGUUCAAACGAUGCGAAGAAAAGGAGUGAUAAGAGGAGAGAAUGUAUCCCCACAGAGAAAUCUCUGAAAUGGAAAAGGGGAAGCCGGAAGAAUUGAGUGUAGAGAGUGGAAGCAGAUUGGCGAGAGUACAGAGAGAAGAAGCUACAAGUGAAUGAAACACAUUAUACAACAACACCCUAUAUGCAUAUAAACCAUACCUAGAGCAACGGUUUGCAACGUAUUCUACACAGAACCCAGCAAAUGGUGCACAACCAUGCGGACAGUUACAGAAGGAAGUCGAAAGAGACACAACAACGCGGUGCGUUCAAGAGCAUCCAUUUCCACGGCAGACAAAGGAAUGGGAUGGAAUUUGCGUUCCUGUUACGUCGCUUAAAGUGGAUGUAGCACUCAAGACUGUGACGGCGGGUUAACGACGAAGCAUCAUGCAUCUUCAGACCCACCCGAAUAUAAACGUACGCAAGACGCCGCACUUUGAUCAACAAUCCCCCAUUGGGCACGUUGUGGAAUGGUGACAAAUGUUCGAGCAAAGGACAGCAGGUUCAAUACGUACAGUAGCGGCAGAACACAAAACCAAGUGAAAGGCACGUAAAAGAGACACCGAUCGAUCGAAAGCGCAGCGUCUCUACCACGGGGGUCGCACAGCAAAUGACAAGGGGUAUUCUUUUGGAGCGGACGAAGGGAAAGAUACCCCAUUUACUAUAUGACCUGUGCGACCCGGAGAUUGUUGCGACCGUCCUCUGCAUGAAAGUAUGACAAAAGUUUUGCACAUUCGCGCUGCUGGUUUCUAAUACUAAAUGCUUCGCUGCCGGAGCUACGGAGGAGACCUGAUCACGCUAAAUAAGAUGACACACACAGAGAGAGAAAUAGAACGAGAGACCGAAUCGCUGUACUAAUGUCUAAGGAUGCAACAAUUGUUCGAUUAUGUGUACUAGAAUUUCCCAUAGCCUGACAAAACGAUAUUAAACUACUAAGAAACGGCGUGACAUUAGCGGCUUCGUAGAUGCGUUCUUACAACAAGAAGGAACACGCAGUCUUAUUGCGAUUUGAGCAGGGAUGAUAGUAUUGAGGAUUGAGAUCGAAAGACAACUUCUCUUCUUCGCCGACCCGAAGCCGAUCUGGAAGUGGUGGAAAGAGUUGUAGGCAAACCUUUUUACACGAGAAACAGUGCGCUUGUGUAUGCCUGUAAGCUAUAAUAGUGUGAACCAGACAGGACAGGACCGGACAGGACAGUUUAAGGUAAAAAGUAAGGAGCGAACAAAAACAUAAAAUCUGAAAAAUCGAUAGUCAUAAACGAACCAGCUACAAACGCCUAGGAUGCAAGACAAAGAUGAAGACUAGCUUGCUUGGUUCUAUGGCAAACGGCGGGUCCACUGUAAGAAAGCGUUCGCAAGACAAGUUACGGAAAGAGAGAGAGAGCGGUCGGGCGGCCGUAUUAACAUGCCAUCCGGAUGUUUGAGAACCGUCCACGCGUCCUGCAAUGGAAGAACGGAGAAGAGUAUACAGAAAUCAAUCAGCGAGACAGGCAAAUAUUGAAUGACUCGAUGUAAAGUACAUUUGCUUUCAUUUGAGCCUCUUGCUAGAGAACAGUUGGCGUGGUUGCCUUGGAGCUAAUCUUUUUCAUCUCAAUGUGCAGGUCAUAGGGACGGAGUGAAUCUGGGUAAAAACAAAAACAAACAAAUGCCGCACUGUGUGUACUGUUAAGCAAUACGUUUAACAUACCCUCCAAAGGAGUAGAAGGAAGGAUAGGCAUUUUUGUUUUUACUUCGCGCAUUGGGGUGUUGAUACAUCGGCCCACUUUGCAGAAGCCACGUACCACAUCAUCACGACGGUGGUGUGCUGCUGUGCGGUUCGAAGUGCGCCACACAUUCUCAUUCCUUUCCCCCCAAGUGUGACGAGUCGCACUUUACUACUUUGAUGUUCGAAUGCUGCGCAUCAUCAUCAUUAUCAUUACUGUUUUCUACUUAAAAUUAUUAAUCUUAUCGUUUUCUUUUGAUUUCCUACCUCGAUUUAUUGUAUUUUCCCCCUUAAAGUUCAUUUUUAUGAGACCCUUAAUGCUGUUUUCUUCUCACAUCCAUCCCUCGCUCGCGCCCCUUCGGCAAACAUAUUCUGUGGUGUGAUGUGAUUGUUUUUCGGGUAGAUUAGCACCUCGGUUUCUUGUGUUUCAUCUUUCGCGCGCGCGCCCUCUCUCUCUCUCCUUAUCGUGUAAGAUAUGCUUCCGGAUUGGAGAUGUGUGAAAAGAUCCUUUGCCGUGCGCCUCGUUAUCGCUUUCUCUAUUCCUUAUCACCGGGUUAGUUUGAUAGCAAAUUACACACGUAAAAAUAUUUAUGAGAGAUGAAUUAUUCGAUUGACCUGAUCUAACGCGCCCGCAUCACGUGGUGGUGUUGGUGGUUACGGGUGGGAUUUCAUUUCGAAUUGUACGCUGCCACCGAGCAGUGAAUGUUACAUCAAAGGGUAUAUAAGUAAUCUCGCAUAAACAUUUUCGCUACGUAAAAAAUCUAACGCCGGAACGGGACCAAAGAUCAGGGUAUCAGGCGUAACAGUAAAGAGGAUGCAACAGGGUGAGCGAGAGAGAGAGAGAGAGAGAGUUCGGGAUGUAUGACAGGAAGCAAUUGCUUGUUAGCGUUUAGUUUAUGGUCACGUUAUGCCUAUCCGUGUUCCGCUUAGGUGCAUCAGUGCUGAACCUAACACAUGUUAUGAGUCAGAGAAGCGUAGAAGCGAAGCGACAGCAAAUGCGUGUGGCGUCUAGAGGACGAAGACGAAGAUGGAAAGGAGGAUGAGCAUUAAAACUAAGUUUUGGAUUAAUUAUGUGUAAAGUUGAAGAGAAAGCAAAGGGUACAGAAAGAGCGAGAAGCAAAUAUAAAAAAGAACACGAGUAACAAAAAUAACAAUGAUGUGGAGCAGCCUAUAUCUCUACCACUUGCUGGCGUUGGCAUGUCGUUUGUCGUGUGUGUUGUGUGUGUGGUGCUUGUGUGGGUAGCGGGAAACACUGGUUUAGUAGAGGGAAAACACGGCCCACGAGAGAGAGGGCCCAUUCAUGAUAGUAGUGAUGGGAAAUUCCAAAUACAGGAAAAUGCAGCAACAACCUGCGGUGCGCAAAUUUCUAUCGCGACAAAAAAAAUCCGUUCGGUAGCGGAAUUUCCUGCAAUCUGACUAUAAGACGAGGAAGUGGAAUAUAAAAUGAGAAUAUCAAAGCGAACACUGAGGGAGGGACGUUUUACGUAUAAAAGGACGGAGGUAAAGUCAUCGUAAAGACGAGGAAGACACUAUAUAACAAACCCAUAUAUUCACAAUACACAAACGAGAGAAAUCGUAAGAAGAAGCUAAACAAGAUAUGAUAAAAAUAGUAGUAGAUUUUAAAACGAUACGAUAUACGAAGAACAAAAGCCCAGAGUUGACAAACAGGUGGGUGAUCGACAGAGAGGUGACUCGACGAUCAAGCCGUGGGACGCGACGCAAACAGCAGGACGCUGGAAGGUGAGAAUCACGAUACUCGGAAGUAUAACAAAAUAUAAGAAAGUGAAACAAGAGAAGCAAACACAAAAUGCAAAACUUCCUAUGCAUAGCGCCAAGUCGAUUGUAAAAUGCACUCGUGAGUAGGAUGCACCACCAUGAGAGACAGUGAGUGAACCACAAGUCCCUAGAUCUGAACAGACCGAAGUUGAGUGUGAUUAAGGGGUUUGGAACAAAAUUUGCAGGGAGGACAGAGACAAACAGGCGACAAAUGAAUUAAUAUAACAAAAAAUGUAGAUGUUCAAUAUUCUAGACUUAAACAAAAAAAAACACACCACCUUCAUCCCAACAACAAAAGGACCGAAUCGAUUGCCAGAAGAAGGUGUAUGCCAACAGCCUGCACAAGUUAACAGUCAGUUCGCUGUGUGUUGUGCGGUUCCUGUGGUACGGAUUUACGGCGUACCGGGCAGAGAUAGAGCAAUGAGGAAUUGCUUCAGGCCUCGCUUCGGGAAGAUAACCAACGCAGGGGAAUGUAACGAAAUAGGCCACACACACAGACACGCUUGGUAUUGGUUGCAAGAUAUAUGUAACUAUUUUACGGUAGUUGAGAGAGCAAGAGCGAAAGAGAUAGAGAGGAUAGAAGGAGGACCCCUCAGAGCGGAUGCAACGGGCAAGGUUGACCGUUAACUGUACCUUACAGGGAGAGUUGGUGUGUUUGGUGAGGCUUCCAUUGAGAGGUCUGCAAAAGACGACGCAGUUUUGUGAGACAGUGGCGCACUGGUGGAUCAUUUCUUUUACUUAUGUACGCCCCUAAACCCGGUAACGGGUUCGGGAGGGCUCCAAGUAAGCAAGACCGGAUGUAAGACACAUGAAAGAGGGGACAGUGCAAAGAGAUGAAAGAAGCUCUAUGCUCAAAACGAUAAAGGCAACAGGUGACGGCGCGCUGAACCAACGGAGUUGUGCAUGGAAUCGUGUGCCGGUCGGUGUACGCCGAAAAGUUUUUGUCAGAGGCAAAGAAGGAGUUUCUCUGGCAUUAUGCAAGAAUUACCCAUUUGAGAGAGGAUCAAAGGUCCGGUGGUUGCGCGUCAGGAAGUAGCGAAGCGCCAACGGAUAGCAGAAAGUCAAGUCGUUCAUCUUCGUAACAAUUUCUAUAAAACAAAAACAAACCCGUGAUAUAUUGUGGUUGAAAACAGUAAAGAGUCCGUUCCAGUUCCAGUGUGUAAACGUGCGCACCCACCACACAACGGUGUACGGCUGCGGUAAUUUGCCUUGAUGGUCAUGGUCACUCUCCUGCUGCUGUUGCUGUCCCACUUGUCAGCUGCAUGUUUCUUGUACGGCGCGUAACUGAAGGUUGUAGCUACUCCUCUUUUCGAUCCACAACAAAAUGUGAGAAACACAGUCUAUCGUGUAAGAGGUUGACACACUUUAGUUUACCCUGUUUUCUAACGAUCUUCAAAAAUAAUGGCACAAGUUUGGAGUUUCAUGCGUUUUCUUUGCGGCAGCUUUACUACACCUCUUAAUACGCGAGUUGAGUUUUAUGUAAAACUAGUGCUUUUUGUCUUCAACGUCGGCAUGUAUGUACCAUUACUUGAGUUUGCAGCACGAAACCCUCGCUGGUUGAUACGGUUCCAGGGUAGCAACUAAAACAAGUGUCUUAAGGCCUAAGCGUUCGAGUUUAAGUUUUGCCCCACGAGUUAUAAUAAUAGGGACAGGAACAUUCAACAACAAAGCAACGAACCACAGAGGAGCACUGAUUUGGGACCGGUUGGUUGCAUCAUCUUGCCGUGGUUAGCCACUUUCACCAGCCCCACGAAGCAGUUGAAAUGUUAAUCCAACCCUUUUCGAGUAUCUCUGUCGUUUGAUUUAAUUUUGUUAGGAAUCUGUGGUGCAGUGAUGACAGGAGUUUUAAAGAAGUUUUCUAUCGGAACCAAAAACGUGUGUAGAAAAAAGGUACGACGAGCCCAUCGCGCGCCCAACGUUCGUUUCGUAGGCCCAAUGAUUUGAGAUCAAAUCUCGCCAGAGAACUUCGCCGAAGGGGGUCGGGCGCACUUUCUUCUAGUCUUUGCUAGUGCGAGUGCUUGUUGCAGCUGCCAUGGCGCGAUAGGAUAGGUCGUUGCGUUGCAAAAGAAGCGUGAGGAAACAGCAGAAGAUAACUAAAAUCUUGCCCAUAAACUAAACACUAAUUUAAACUAUGCGAACAUCAGGUGUGUGCAAAGCGAGAAACACGAGUUUGUACAAGAAGCUUACAUGACGAGCGACGAGCAACAAGCGAAGCUGCAGGGAUGCUCUAACAUAUACAGUACAAGGGCAAGAAGAUAAGACGUUGGAAGCCCCCGGGGUGAAAGGGUAGGUGUAGAGUGAGAUGACCAGGAUCUCCUCCCAGCACAAGAAAAGGGAAGGAAGCGCAGCAGAGGGCGGUAGCUAAACCAUCAUUGCAAUCACUAAGGGUGCAGGAAAAGGAUAAAUCUAUCAAAAUGCGCAUGAGAGUGUAUGAAAAACAAAACUGUGGAAAAAAUAAAACAAACAAGACGGAUAAAUACCGAAUGGAGUACAAAUA